ACCCAGGCCCGCUGAGCCGGGGGUGGGCGGCUAGUUUCUGCAACGGCAAAGAGCCUGUGGGUUUAUUAUAAGGCGGAGCUCGGCGGGAGAGGUGCGGGCUAGAACAGACAGAGCCUGGCGCAGAAGAAGGAAUCUGGCAGUCGGGAGCUGACUUCAGCCGGUGGAACCUGCAGCCGGGACAGCAGCGCGCUGGGCAGGCACCGGCAUAGCAAAGCGCAGCGCAAUCAGCACAGCCGGCCCGGAGCUCCGCGCAACCCGCAACUCCGACCGGUGCAGCCCGCCGAGCUCCCGCCGCCGGUCUGGGCAGCAUGAGGCGAGCGGCGCUUUGGCUCUGGCUCUGCGCGCUGGCGCUGCGCCUGCAGCCUGCCCUCCCGCAAAUCGUGCCCGUAAAUGUGCCUCCUGAAGACCAGGAUGGCUCCGGGGAUGACUCUGACAACUUCUCUGGCUCAGGCACAGGUUCUUUGCCAGAUAUCGCUUUGUCGCGGCAGACAUCUUCCACUUGGAAGGAUGUGUGGCUCCUGACAACCAUGCCCACAGCUCCAGAGCCCACCGCCAGGAAUGCGGAGGCCACUUUUACCUCCGUCCUGCCAGCUGGAGAGAAGCCGGAGGAGGAAGAGCCAGUGCUCGUUGCAGAAACGGAGACUGGCUUCACCUCUCAGGAAAAGGAAAAAGAGGCCACCACCAGGCCCAGGGAGACCACACAGCUCCCCAUCACCCAGCGGGUUUCAACAGCCAGAGCUGCCACAACUCAGGCACCUUUCACAUCUUCUCCCGACGGGGAUGUGCAACCUGGCCUCCGUGAGACAUUGGCUCCCACAGCACCUGGCCAACCUGACCAUCAGCCUCCAAGUGUAGAGGAUGGAGGUAUUUCUGUCAUCAAAGAGGUUGUUGAGGAUGGAGCUACCAAUCAGCUUCCCACAGGGGAGGGCUCUGGGGAGCAGGACUUUACCUUUGAAACAUCUGGGGAGAACACAGCUGUGGAGCCUGGCCUGCGGAAUCAGCCCCCAGUGGAUGAAGGAGCCACAGGCGCUUCUCAGGGUCUCCUGGACAGGAAGGAAGUACUAGGAGGUGUCAUUGCUGGAGGCCUGGUGGGGCUCAUCUUUGCUGUGUGCCUGGUGGCUUUCAUGCUGUACCGGAUGAAGAAGAAGGACGAAGGCAGCUACUCCUUGGAGGAACCCAAACAAGCCAAUGGCGGUGCCUACCAGAAACCCACCAAGCAGGAGGAGUUCUACGCCUGAUGGGGGACUAGUUCUCCCCCCAACCCCUGCCACUCACUAGGCUCCCACUUGCCUCUUCUGUGAAAAACUUCAGGCCCUGGCCUCCCCACCGCUGUGCCGUCUCCUCAGUACCCAGACCCUUCCAGCUGUUCCUGCCCGAGUGGUCCCAGGGUGUGCUGGGAAUUCAUUCUACUUCUUUGACUUCUGCCUAGAAGCUUGGGUGCAAAGGGUUUCUUGCAUCUGGUCUUUCUACCACAGCCACAUCUGAUGUCCACUCUUCUGACUUGGUUUCUCCAAAUGCUCUGGACAGAAAGGGACCCAAUUGCUCUGGAACCUAGAUGGCCUAUUGUGGCUGGUGGAUCCUGGGAACAGGAGAGAGGCUUCGGCUGACAUGCCAUAGCACUUACCCGUAGAGACCACUAGGGUUGGCCAUGCUGUGGUGGGCGAUGGAGUCCAGGGCUCCUUGGAAUUCACUUCUCAUUGUGGGGAGGUCUACUUUAGAUAUCAACUUGUUUUUGCACAUGUUUCCUCUAUUUUCUCUGUUCAGAGCCCCAGUAGACCUUACUUCUGAGGUAAGGCAAGUCAGUUGACUGGUGUCCCUCACCUCGCUUCCCUCUCCUCGUUCGGGAGACAGCAUCGGGGUUAAUAAUAAGACUUCUUGUUUUUGUUUUUGUUUUUAACCUAGAAGAACCAAAUCCGGACGCCAAAACGUAGGCUUAGUUUGUGUGUUGUCUCUGAGUUUGUCGCUCAUGCGUGCAACAGGGUAUGGACUAUCUGUAUGAUGCCCCAUUUUUGGUGGCCCACAAGUAGGCUGGCUAGUUCA
Messenger RNA from Acomys russatus (golden spiny mouse), 2040 nucleotides. It is a transcript of the gene Sdc1, whose product is annotated as syndecan 1. Gene Ontology annotation, cellular component: membrane; cell surface. The transcript has 5 exons. Bases 309 to 1238 code for a protein of 309 amino acids. The record is from RefSeq and is a predicted model, not a curated record. Lineage: Eukaryota; Metazoa; Chordata; Mammalia; Rodentia; Muridae. Gene Ontology annotation, biological process: cell migration.